AUGCGGAUGUCUCAUGUGGAUUUUCUUGAAGAUACCACCACAGUUAUGAGGCAUCGUUUUUUAAAAGAAUGGAACGAUGAUCGGGAUGCCAUUCAAUAUCCACCGGCAGAAGGCCGAUAUUCUGUUUACGAUGAUCAAGGUCUCAACGAGCACUUAUCUUUUAUUGUUAAUUCGUACUAUGGAAUUCAAAACGAUAGCUUCGCCUCAUUUAGUUAUGAUGUACAAAAGCCACAUGAAUCUUCUACUUCGGAUAUUAUAAACCCUACAAUAAAUUUUGAAGCAAUUCCACUUCUUGAAAUUGAUAUUGAAAGGAUAGCGAAUGUCACUGUCAACAACAACACUUAUGAUUUUGAUAUUACCGAAGUGAAAGAGACCAAGUAUCUUAACCUCAGUAUCGAAGAAGUUCAAAAAAUUGGGGAUUCGGAUGAAGCGGUUCGUGAAAUGUUCGCGAAACGCGGUGUUACAUUUUUACCUAGUGAUGCUCUUAAAAUUUCAAUUGUUACAAUCCGUUUUCGUUUGAGGACCAUUCAUUACUCUCCAACAGCUGGAGACCAAAAGCCUGAAUGCUACAAAAUUGUUGUUUCGAUUAAAUUCGAUAAUUCGCGCCAUACUGGCCAAAUUCACGUAACAUUGAGCACAAUGGCCUCUUACGUAAACGUUUGCAAUGGAAGAAUAAUUAAAGUUUCGUUAUUUUCAGGAGUUGGUUGGUCUUUUGAUGCCUUAUUCAUUCUAAUUAUUGAUGUAACUGUGCUCGUUUUAUGCGCCUUUUCUUUUAUUCUGUGUUGCCGAGCGCUCAUUAAAGCACAUCUUUUACAAUUAAAAACUGCUGAUUAUUUUGAGAAUUGUCUCCAUGUGAAACUUGCUGUAACCGAUCAACUUGAUUUUUUGAACCUGUGGUAUGUAAUGAUCGUCGUCAAUGAUAUUUUGAUAGCACUGGGGACGAUUGCAAAAAUUUCAAUUGAGUUUCGGGAUUUUGAUAAUUCACUGUUCACCUUAACGUCGAUCUUCUUAGGAAUGGGUGCGCUAAUGGUUUACGUUGGAGUAUUGCGAUAUUUCGGAUUUUUUAGUCAAUACAAUAUUUUAAUAUUAACUCUGAAAAAAUCACUCCCUAAUAUUAUGCGAUUUAUGUCUUGCGCUGUUGUAUUAUAUGUCGGGUUUUUAAUUGCUGGAUGGGUAAUCAUUGGCCCCUACAGCAUGAAGUUCCGAACAUUAUCCGAAUCCUCAGAAGCUUUAUUUUCUCUACUUAAUGGCGAUGACAUGUUUGCAACAUUCUAUACAAUUAACGACUCAAAUACUGUGAUUAAAAUCUUUGGAACAAUUUAUAUUUACAUGUUUGUUUCUCUUUUUAUUUAUGUAGUCCUUUCGUUAUUUAUCGCGAUAAUAAUGGAUGCUUAUGAAGUGGUAAAGGUAAUUUUCUUUAUUUCGCUUUAUAACGCAGAUCACAGCGCUGGGCAGUAA
Molecule: messenger RNA, 1458 nt
Organism: Caenorhabditis bovis
Lineage: Eukaryota; Metazoa; Nematoda; Chromadorea; Rhabditida; Rhabditidae
Source: the annotation of a GenBank genome assembly